UCGAUCAAAUCGGUCGUGACUACGUGUGACAGUGGUGAUCUGUGCUUUGGUUGUUUCCCACAUCAAAAAAUUGCGGAUCUGUCAAAUAGGAUCUAGUUGCUCCGAAACAUAUGUCGAGUAAGCAGUGUCAUGUUCGUAUAGCGUGGCUCGAGAAUCCGUUUUCUGUUGGUACCGGGUUUGAUAUUGUUGUAAGACGAAAGUUGUUCUAGUUAAUUCAAGUUAAAUAUAAAAAUGAGUAUGAAUAUGCAACUUGCGAUCAUGUACCAUAGUGGAUACCGUAGUGUGUGGUGAAUACGCGAGAAGUAAACAGUUGCAGUUGAUUAUAAUCCAUUGGACGUCGCAAUGGUGUGCGUCUAAAUUGCGCUUUUGAGCUUGUAUUUAAGUAAGUAACAAGUGAAAAAAAGAUUGCGUAACAGCAAAAAGUGAAACGUUAAAAUACAUAGAGUUUUAUUUCUCGCAAAAAUUGACUAAACAACAUUAUGUAAAAAGAAAAGAAAAUAAGCGAUAUGGUUUCUUUGGGCCUCUUGGAAUCAAAUUUUGACGUAGAAAGAAGUCCUGAUAGUACACACGCAAUGUAACUUUUAAAUGUGCGUUUGCAAUAUAUUAAAUAUUUUAAAAUUUAUCAUGUAAUCAAAGAGAAACAAGUAAGUAGUAAGUAAGUUAUAUGUCGAAUGAAAAUUAAGUGAACAAGUGUGUUUUGCAGCACGGUUAUUUACGUGUUAUACCAAAAACAAACAUUGAGAAAAACACAAAAAAAAACGAAUAAUUUCCUAUGAUCGCUUUUAAAAAGUCGACAAUAAAUUUUUUCCUUAUUACACCGGUCAUUAAAGAACGGAAACAAACCGCAGCUGCGAGUUCGUGCAUUGUUCCAUGCGUAGUAAGCAACAAGCGUUAAUACACCUUGAAGAGAACGUGCACCAAUCGCAAUUAUCUAGGUCCGGCGCUCUGCUCGGCAACCAUCUUCAGAAGUUGGUCCACGCGAGCAAAGAGCUAUCGACUGUGAAGACGAGGCCGACAACACCCGUCCUGGCGAACGACGGAGGGGGCGGCUUCUGGCUGGCCACGGUGGCCGCGGGGGCGAGUACCCCAGCCGGGCUGCCCCCGCACGGGACCCAUCAUCCAGCCAUGGAUCCAACAUGCGGAUCCGCCGAAACUGGCUUUAUCAACACCCAACCGUCCAUGGCCGAAUUUAUGACGGCGUUGCCGCAAUUAGCCGGGGACAGCAGCCUACAACACUCACCGGGAACCGGUGGGUCCAUCAGUCCCGGUGGUCAUCAUCCCGCAUACCACACCAUGAUGGAUCCCCACAGUGUCGCUGACCCCUCAGGUGUCAAUGUUCCUGAAUAUCCCUGGAUGAAAGAGAAGAAGACCACCAGAAAAAGUAAUCAGCAAGAAAAUGGCUUGCCAAGAAGAUUGCGAACAGCCUACACGAAUACGCAACUUCUCGAGCUGGAAAAAGAAUUUCAUUUUAACAAGUACCUUUGUCGACCACGAAGGAUAGAGAUCGCAGCUUCAUUGGAUCUUACAGAAAGACAGGUGAAAGUUUGGUUCCAAAAUCGACGAAUGAAGCACAAACGACAAACUCUGAGCAAAGAAGAUGGAGACGAGAAAGACGGCUCUACUUCGGACGGAAUGGAGAAAACCAAGAGCGACAAAAUGUUAUCUGGCGAUAAUGACGAGAAGAAAAGCUGUCAUAACUGUGAUAUCUCGGGCGUGGGUGAUGUUGGGAGUACUCUAACCGGUGACGUUACCGAGUUGGGUUCUUCCGGCCGAAGAAACAGUAACAACAAUAACACACCGGGUGCGACCAACAACAAUAACAAUAAUAACAACAGCAAUUCCGGUUUUAACACGAACAGCAACGGCGCCAGUAGCGUCGGCAGUACCAACAGUGUGUCCAGCUCGUUCGAGAAGAUGAUAGUGGACGACGACUCGAGGUCGCAGGAUGGUAGUGAAGUGACAUCGCCCAGCGUGACGAAAAAAUUGUCGGGCGAGGUGAGAGUGAAGGUCGAGAGCGGUCACAAAAGUCCGAAUGCAGCGAAGCAGCAGCAGCAGCAGCAACAGCAGCAGCAGAUCUCAGUAAGUAAGAAAUCGCCGUCGGCCAGUACGAAAGACAUGUGCUCGGUGAACAGCAACGGCGUGUUGCUGGCUAUGCCGGAUUCAACGGUCAGUACGCCGGUGCUGCCCGGUCAGAAUUCCACGCGAAGUCUCACGCCCUCUUCCACACCCGGCACCCCGGUUUCCGUCCAGCUUCAGCAGGGCAGUCCUCUCGGUAUUCAGCAACCGACUCACACGGCAUACAUGCAGAGACCGCGAAGCUCGCCGUCGUCCACGACUUCGCUCUCGGGUCCGAUGUUGCACGCGUCCACGAAUCCAGGCACGAUGUCGCCGCACGGCGGUCGAAAUAUCUCCAACAAUCAGCAAACAGCGCAUUUUCAACAACAGAACGUGUAUCAGCCCGCGUCGGCGAUCGAUUAUCGAAACGGCGUGCCCGCCAACAGACAGAACAUACCCGCGGCGGCUCAGCAACCUCAGUCGCAGAACAAUUACUGCUCCAGAGACACUUAUCAGCAACCGAGAAUCUCUUACUCGAGCGAAGUGAAUUCUUUGUAUGUUAGACAAAAUCAAGCGGUGGGAUCGAGGAUGACACAUCAUGUCAGAGCGACCGGCACCGUGUCCAGGUCGAUGUACGGUGCUAACAUGCAAUUUCACCAGCAGCAGUUGCAGUACGGCAGCACCGGAGAAUACAACGGGUAUCCCCAGUCCGGACCGCCUUAUCACGCUUAUCACCGAGGUAUGCAAGGUGCCAACGCCUACAAUUCCGGUCAGGGAUACUCGGCGGCGCAGAACGAGCAGGGUAGCGACGGCUACUCAAUGGCGCCUGGAAAUUACGGUUACUCAACCGGCGGCAAUUAUCACGGAGCCAGCGAGAAUCUGACGACGCAUGGUCACGCCGCGGUUUCCGUCCAGACCGGACAGCAUUACUUCAACGACAUUCAGCAGCAGCAGCAACAUCCGCAGCAACACACCGCCGAAGGCUACGUGACUCAUCAGCCGCCGAUGCAUCCCAGUUCCGGUGAUUACCGGCCGGGAAACAAGUGUCAUCCGAGCGCGUAUUACGAGCAGACGACCGCUCAGUUGCACGUACAUCAGGGCGGAGAGGCCUCCAACAUUCCGAACAGCUACGUCUCGUCGCCGGAUCCGUUCCCAGCGCCCGGCAUGACAACGACCGCGACCGCGAUCGCGGCUGCCACCGCGGCGGUGAUCACGCCGCCCGGAAGCACCGGCCAGGUCGAUGGCAACAACGAGUCUUACGGCAAUUACGGUAAUUUCUACGGGGAAUCGGUGCACUCGGCCGCGGCGGCGGCGCCGCCGCCGCCGUCCGCCGACAACAGCAACAGCUCGUCCGACUUCAAUUUCCUCAGCAACCUGGCGAACGACUUCGCGCCCGAAUAUUACCAGCUCAGCUGAGUCCACGAGUCCGAGAAUAUCUGCCAAUUGGACUGGGGCGACGAGCAAUGCCUGCUCAACGCUUUGUACUAAAAAUCACACUCCGUUAUCGUGAUCGCCAUCGUAAGAAAUUUACGUGAUUUUGUAUAUAUUUAGUGAUUUACAUAGGACCUAUGUGCAAAUGUGGAAAUAUUGUGUAUAAAUGAAAAUCGCGUCGGGUUAGAAAUGUCGUUAAACAGUGCGCGCGUAUUUACGUAAGUUUUAUCACUCGACAUUAGGUAAAACAUUCGAAAUAAUUUUCUUUUAUGUGGAAAAUGUGUUCGGAAUUAUUUUCGAAUAAGAUCGCAAACGGUGGCAAUGAGAACUGAUUUUUAGAACAAUUGACAAAUGUCCAAACUGGUUUUUUCCCCCACAAAACAAACAUGUCUCAGGAGUAAUCCAGAUUGUCGGAGAAAUUAUCGACUAAUUAUUGUUGGCGUUUCAUUGUAUUAAUUUUAUUAUUUCUUGUCGACUUCUUAAAAACCUUACUAUGAUUUCACAUUCCAAAUCCGUGAUAAUCGUUCCGAAAACACAUACACAGUGACCAGCAAGUGCAAUAGUUGUGGUAAUUUUAAAUUAGAACACGGAAAGGUGCAUAUAGAGUUUUCUUCUGAGAUAACGCACCUAACAGAGUUUCUUAAAAUGUUUGCACACAAAAAUCAUCGCCAACAUUUCGAUAUUAAUAAUAAAAUGCGCUUAAUUACAGAGUGAUUUACAAGUGAUAUGUUAGACUGAUGUACACGCGAAACUGUGGUUUUCAAAUGUGUGUGCACAAAUAAUAUUUGUAAAUAUAUGUCAAAAUUGAUUGUUGCACACAGAACAAAAAUUUCGGAGUUCACAGAUUUUCAUAAACGCGAGAUGUAAGUGCAAUCUUCUUAGUGCGCGAAACAGAUGCAAAUUUACACUUUAUAGAGCACUGACUUUUGGCGUCCGCUUCCUGUCUUUUUUUUUUUUUUUUUUACUUUUUCUUAAUCAGUUUUUAAUCAGUUUUACUUCUAAUUAUAUUAUAUUGACAAGUAUAUUGAUACUCAAAUUCAAAAUUGGCACACAGCUUGAG
Messenger RNA from Pseudomyrmex gracilis, 4546 nucleotides. Its product is annotated as homeotic protein proboscipedia. The transcript has 3 exons. NCBI's taxonomy places the organism in Eukaryota, Metazoa, Arthropoda, Insecta, Hymenoptera, Formicidae. Gene Ontology annotation, molecular function: DNA-binding transcription factor activity, RNA polymerase II-specific; DNA binding. The record is from RefSeq and is a predicted model, not a curated record. Bases 871 to 3471 code for a protein of 866 amino acids. Gene Ontology annotation, biological process: regulation of DNA-templated transcription.